Molecule: messenger RNA, 1662 nt
Organism: Cannabis sativa
Lineage: Eukaryota; Viridiplantae; Streptophyta; Magnoliopsida; Rosales; Cannabaceae
Exons: 3
Coding region: 377-1453 (358 amino acids)
Source: RefSeq, a predicted model, not a curated record
GUGACACAGAGAUAUAGUAUGUAGAAAAAUAAAUCGAGUAUAUACACAUAAUCAAUUAUACAAAAGAACAUACACAAAGACAGUAGGAUUUAAUUUUUUUGUGUCCAUGCAAUACUCUGGAGCCUAUUAGUAAUAGUUACUUCGAGGCCUUAUUAAAUGCUCUGAUCCUUCUUCCUGGCUUUACCUUUUCCUUGUUUAGUCCCAAAAUGACAGAUCAUAUUUGAUCUUCAUUUUAUUCACCCAUACCUCAUAUUCAUAUCAUAUAUGAUAUAUUCCCAUCUAUCUAAUUCAUUUACACUUCCUAAAAUAGCCCAUUUCCUCAUUCAGGAAUCACUCAGCUUUUAGACUUUUUUCUUUUCUUUUCUUUUCUUUCCAAAUGGCUUCCUCAAUAACCAAACCAGGAAAACAACUGGGAGAGCUUCUUCUGAAAGAGCAAGACCCUUUUGUUCUUGAUGUUUUCUUGAAUGAAAGAAGUUAUGGAAAUAGGAAUACUAGUGACUCAAAUAAGACAAGAAAAAGAAGAAAUGGUAUUCCAAGCUGUUCCAGAGUAUUGAGAGCUAUACUUGGCAAGUUUGGUUUCAAUAAAAGUGAUGGAAGCCAGAAUACUACUGCUUCUGAUGAUCAAAUAAUACAAGGAAAAUUCAAUGAGAAAUUGAAGAAGAAUCUUUUUCUUCAAAAUGUUUCCGAGCCAGAUAGAUUUUCUUCUGCUAGCAGUAGAACGGUGUAUAAUUCAUGCUCCGACAGUGAUUAUUCUCAAGAUGAAUCCUCAACUUCAUUGGAUAAAAAUGAACAUGACUCAUUUGAAGCCACUAGACUCGGCUACAAAGCAGAGAAGGAGGCUAUUUCAGGUGGAACUUUUGCGUUUCGACAACUCAUUGGAAGCAAUAAACGCAGUUCAGUUUCAAUAGUAAAAGAAGAAACUCCUCUAUCGCAAGAGAGAAUCAACCUCAUAAUAACAAGACAAUCGCUAGAGACUAAAACAAAAAUCAGCAGCCUCCUUAUGGAAAGUGAAAUAACAGAGAAGCCAAGAAAGUUUAGUACUAAAAUCUCUGAUCCAAAUAAGGGACUUCUCAAUCUGAAGACGAAACCAUCGACGCAGUUUCUCAAAUCCAAGAGAGUUUUGAGCAAGACAAAGCAGCUUUUGUUUGACUGUGUGAGAGAGAUUGUAGAAACUCACGCAAAGGAAAAGGAGAAAGUGGAUUAUGGUACUAAAGGGGUAGUGUUGGGGCCAGAGGAGUUAGGGGAGCUUCUGUGGGAGAAAAUGAAGGUUUGGAGUAAACAAAGUAGUGUAGAUGAUACAAACAAUAUUACUUACUUAUUGUGUUUGGAUUUGGUUGACACAGCUCAAGAGUGGAAUGGUUUUGACUCGGAAAAUAAAGAAAUCUGUUGGGAAAUUGGAGACGCCAUUGUAGAAGAGAUUAUGAACGAGUUUUUGAUUGAAACUAUGAGUUAAAAUUAAUGGAGUUAGUCCUUCUAUGCUUUAUCUUAAGCAUAACUAAAUCAAUAAUAAUAACUUUCUUUUUGACUCAUAUAUGUAUGCACUAUGUUGUAUAUCCUCCUAAUAUAUUCUACUUAAAAUAUAACAUAAUUAAUCAACUGUAAAUUUAUUUUUAGAUUAAUUUAAGUUGAAGUAGAACAAGGCAAAGACAAUAUGCUGGUUCA